AUGAAUCCAUUCGAGCCGUGGUUUUGCCAGAUUCCAAAAGCCGAACGAGAUGAAAUUCACAGAAAAGUCUACAUGAGGGUUCGUCAUAGACUGGGAUCCUCAACACUGUUGAGAGGAUGUGAUAAAGAAAGGUUCCGCUUCUUGCAAACUCAUCUCUUGGUUACCAUAUCUGGUAUGUUUUCCUACAAUGGGAGGCAUGUCUACUUUGGUGAUAUCUUCAAAAAGAUGCUUCAAAAUGCGGUUGCUCCAAAAAAUCCUCCGGUUUCCGAAAAUCGCAUCGACGCCAUAGUGGGACAGGGAGAGUGGAUGAAAUACAAAUUGAUCGAUUUGGCUUUCGUCAAAAAGCUUUUUGAUGAAUCCAGAAAAAGUGUGGUGUCGAUUUGUCGGACCGAUGUUGACGAUGAGAAAUUUCUGGCGACGCUGAGUGCUCUUGCUCAAGCCUGUGAUCUUACGCUUCGAACACGAGAAGAGCAAAGCGCAUGGGUUACGGUUUUUGGACAAGUGUGCUAUGGUUUGUUCUUGGAAGCGUACGACAAGCUUACCCAACUUCCCAGUAUUGCAGAAACUGUCGACAAUGUGGCCCGGAACCUUGCUAUCGAAAAUAACUUGUCUGCUGGUCUGAAAAUUCCACGAGUUCCAAAAUACGUUCAUGACUACUUGAAUCAGUUUCUUUCGGAAAGGAAAGGAAACAUCAUGGAUUUCGACAAGAAAUUUUUGUCGGACCUAUUCCGAGGUGUGACGUCGAAACAUAGCAUUUAUAAUCACUUGAAAAGGCAAGGGAUGAAACAAGAAAGUUGGGUUAAUAUAGAUCCCGAGUCAGCUGUGGAAGAAUGA
Messenger RNA from Caenorhabditis briggsae, 834 nucleotides. Lineage: Eukaryota; Metazoa; Nematoda; Chromadorea; Rhabditida; Rhabditidae. The transcript has 7 exons. The record is from RefSeq and is a predicted model, not a curated record. The coding region runs from base 1 to 834 and encodes 277 amino acids.